Messenger RNA from Patella vulgata (common limpet), 13582 nucleotides. RefSeq names its product unconventional myosin-Ib. Gene Ontology annotation, molecular function: ATP binding; microfilament motor activity; actin filament binding. Gene Ontology annotation, biological process: actin filament organization; vesicle transport along actin filament. The coding region runs from base 133 to 2544 and encodes 803 amino acids. NCBI's taxonomy places the organism in Eukaryota, Metazoa, Mollusca, Gastropoda, Patellidae. Gene Ontology annotation, cellular component: microvillus; cytoplasm; plasma membrane. The record is from RefSeq and is a predicted model, not a curated record. The transcript has 23 exons.
CUAGCUGGAGCUGAUAUACAAGUACUAAAUUCAUUAAAAUUGAAGCAGGAUUCUCAGAAGUAUGUAUAUCUUAAAAAUGGUGGAAAUGGUUUAUCUAAUGGAUCAGAUGAUGCUGACAAUUUUAAAACAGUCAUGAAUGGUAUGGAAGUAAUAGGAUUUACAUCAGAUGAAAUAAACCAAGUAUUAAAACUAGUAUCUACAGUAUUAAAACUUGGUAAUAUAGAAUUUACACCUAAAGAUAAUAAUGAUGGUACAGAUGGCUGUGAUAUUGGUGCUGAAAACGAGGUACAAGAGGUGUGUGAAUUGUUAGGAUGCAGUAAAGGUAUAUUAGCUACAGCAUUAACUCAAAGAACUGUGGAGGUUAAAGGUGAUAAAGUUAAAACAGAUUUAAAAUCUGCUGAGGCGUAUUAUGCUCGAGAUGCCGUAUGUAAAGCUUUCUAUAGUAGAAUGUUCUCUUGGUUAGUACAGAGAAUUAAUGACAGUAUUAAGGUAAAGAGAAAAGUCAAGACUAAAGUGAUGGGUGUUUUAGAUAUUUAUGGUUUUGAAGUUUUUCAGAACAACAGUUUUGAACAGUUUAUUAUCAACUAUUGUAAUGAGAAACUACAACAGAUAUUUAUUGAACUUACUUUAAAAGAAGAACAAGAAGAAUAUGUAAAAGAAGGUAUCAAAUGGAUUCAAGUGGAAUAUUUUAACAAUGCUGUUAUCUGUGAUCUAAUUGAAAAAAGUAAUGUUGGUAUAUUAGCAUUAUUAGAUGAAGAAUGUCUAAGACCCGGUAAUACAACAGACAAAACGUUUUUGAAUAAAUUAAACCAAAGAUGUGCUCAACAUCCUCACUAUGAGAGCAGAAGUUGUAAAAAAACCCAGUCAGAUAAAAGUCUGUCACAUGAUGCGUUUAGGUUACGUCAUUAUGCUGGUAAUGUACUGUAUAAAGUAGAAGGUUUUCUGGAUAAAAAUAAUGAUCUAUUAUUCCGUGAUUUAUCUCAGGCUAUGUAUGCAUGUAAACAUCCAUUACUAAAGACCUUAUUUCCAGAAGGAAAUCCUUCCCAAAGAUCUUUCAAGAGACCAGUAACAGCAGGGUCACAAUUCAAGGUUUCUGUAACAGAACUAAUGAAGAAUUUGUUAUCUAAAAAUCCUAAUUAUAUUAGAUGUGUGAAACCAAAUGAUGAUAAAAAGGCUCAGGUGUUGGACGUUGACCUUACUAGACAUCAAGUACGAUAUCUUGGUUUAAUGGAGAAUGUACGGGUAAAAAGAGCAGGUUAUGCAUUCAGACAAUCUUAUGAAAUAUUUUUGUAUCGCUAUAAGAUGUUGGCUAAAGAAACCUGGCCAUUAUGGAAAGGUGAACCCAAAGAUGGUGCUAAGACAAUACUAGAAAGUCAGAUGAUACCAACAGAAGAAUAUGCUUUUGGCAAAUCAAAAAUAUUUAUUCGAAAUCCGAAGACGUUAUUUGAUAUGGAAGAAAGAAGAAGAGAUAAAAUGGAAGAUUUAGCUAUAUUAGUACAGAAAAUGUGGAAAGGUUGGAAACAAAAGACAUUAUAUAGAAAAAUGAGAACUAGUCAAGUAAUUAUAUCAGCUAAAUACAGAGGUUAUUGGGCAAAGAAAUGUUUCUUGCAUAAGAAAAAAUGUUGUCUACUAAUACAGUGCUAUAUUAGAGGCUGGAGGGCCAGACGACUUCUAGCCAGAUUAAAACAUGAGAAAAGAGUGAAAUGGGCAGUAAGUGUUAUCUACAAAUAUCAACGUGGAUGGCAGGCGCGCAAGUUAUGUAGACAAGUACGUCUUGAGAAAAAAAUAUCUGAAGCAGCUAGCAUUAUCCAGAAGUACUUCAAGGGUUGGAGAGUGCGUAAACACUACAGGAGUAAAUUCAGAGCAAAGGCUGGACCCAAGAUUGCCAAAUUUAUGAAAAUAGCUGUGAAGAAGCAGUUUUUAUUAAAACUCAAAGGAAAUCUACCAUCAACAUCACCAAUAUCACAAGACUGGCCAAAAUGUUCACCUCUCUUUAAAGAUGUCUCCCAAGAACUGAAGAAAAUCUUUCACAAGUGGAGGUGUGCUAAAUAUAGAGAAAGAUUUGAUCAAAUUAAAAGAUAUCAAAUGAAAGAGAAGGUGACAGCGAGUGAUAUUUUUAAUGGAAAAAAAGAAACAUAUUCACAAAGUGUUGGAAAACCAUUUGAAGGUGAUUAUAUAGGUUUACAACAAAAUAGUGUAUGGCAGAGAGUAUAUAAAACUACACCAGAUCAACAUGUUGUAUUUGCUGAUACUGUUACUAAAGUUAAUCGGGCAAAUGGAAAACAUGAUAGUAAUGGCGAUAUUUUUUCAAAGAAGGGAGAUUUUAUAUUUUGUAACGAUAAUGUUAUCGAGUUUGUAACUAAAGCUUAUCUUGUUGUACAGAAUCAUACUGGUGAACCACCUGAAGUACAGAUCAGUCAACAGUUUUUUGCAGAUUUGAAAGGAUCAACUGUAGAAAUAUCAAUAAAAAAAGGAGAAAAUAUAGAUGGUGGUUUAUUGAAAGUUAUAAGAAAGGGAAACAGAUUAGAUGUUAUACAAACAUAAUUAAUCGUAAUAAUUUUACUAUAAGAUCUGUAAUAAUGUGGUAAUUAAUCUGUUAUGUUUCCAAGAUCGGUAAUAAUUCUAUCAGAUUUGUAAUAAUGAUAAGAUCUGUAACAAUGCUAAAAUUCCUGAUAAUUGCAUUGAAGAUCGGUAAUAUUGUAAAGAUGUGUUAUAAUUCAGAGGUCUAUGGUUAACAAAGUUAUAAGCAUAAAAUUAUUAUUAAGGAAAAUGUAAUAAGGUAUACCGAGUAUGAUAAAAUACAGUAAUGAAAGUACUUGGUCAGAAAGGAAAGUUUUUGAAAAUAUUUUAUUUAAUAACUUAUGUUUAUGAAUUAAUUAUGGUGCAUGAUAAAUUUCUUUUAUUCUGGACUACUAUCUUACAAAUAUUAAUCAAACUAUAUAAUGUGCUCUAAUAAUUGUAUUAAAUUAAAUUAUGUGUUGGUACAUGUAUCUAGUCACACACACACACACACACACACACACAUUUAUAAAUAUAUAUAAUUAAUAAUGAUAUAUGCAUUUAUAUUGAUAUUAUAUUAGCUUUAUAUGUUUAGUUGAUUAUAUUAUAGCAGAGAAUUUAAAAGAGUUUUAACUAUUUAUACAUUUGUCUUUAAUUUAAGAUUGUUAUUUUCAUACACCCAUGUAUAUAUUGUCGUCACCCCUUGUGGACCGUCUAGAAAUUUAAAAUUUAUGCAGUGUUAUGUUAGGGAGACAAAGAAUCUUAUUGAUUUUCAACAAUUUCUGUUAAUUACAGUGGGAGUUAUUGCCCUUGACCAAUUUGAGAAAUCUUGUUGAUGCUCAAGUUAUCUGACUAAUACAGUGUUAUGUACAUGACACAAGGAAGUUUCUUUAUAUUUAAAGUUUUCUGAUAAUUACUGUCAGGGUUAUCACCCUUGAUCAACUUGUACAUUUAUGGUUAUGAUUAAACUGAAAAAUCUUGUGGAUGUUCUAAGGUAGGGUGGUCUUCGAAGAAAGCAGGGAACUAUUAAAAUGAGUUCGACCGUCCAUCUGUCUGUCUGUCUGUCUGUCCGUCCGUCUGUCUGUCCGUCACCCUUUUUGGGACACAAUAACUCUCUUUCUAAUUGAGCUAGAAUGUUCAAACUUGGUGUAGGUGUUUAUUAGGUCAAUUCCUUGAUGGAGUUCGAAGAUGAGUAUUUUCUGCUUAGGCUAAGCAGAGAUAAGCAAUUUGAUUGAUUAAUGCUUUGGGACACUAUAACUUUCGUUCUAAUGAAGUGAGAGUGAUGAAACUUGGUAUAUAGUUUCAUUACAUCAAUACCUUGACUAAUUUUGAUAAUAAGCAUUUUCUGCUCAGGGUAAGCAGAGUGAUAAGCAAUUUGAUUGGCCGAGACUUUGGAACACAAUAACUCUCUUUCUAAUUGAGCUAGAAUGUUCAAACUUGGUGUAGGUGUUUAUGAGGUCAAUGCCUUGAUGGAGUUCGAAGAUGAGCAUUUUCUGCUUAGGGUAAGCAGAGAUAAGCAAUUUGAUUGGUUGAUCCUUUGGGACACGAUAACUUUAGUUCUAAUUAAGUGAGAGUGAUAAAACUUGGUGUAUAGUUUCAUUAUAUCAAUACCUUGACUAAGUUCGAUAAUGAGCAUUUUCUGCUUAGGGCAAGCAGAGUGAUAAGCAAUUUGAUUGGUCGAGACUUUGGAACACAAUCACUUUCAUUCUAAUUGAGUUAGAAUAUUCACACUUGGCGUAGGCGUCUAUUAGGUGAAUGUCUUGAUGGAGUUCGAAGAUGAGAAUUUUCUGCUUAAGGUAAGCAGAGAUAAGCAAUUUGAUUAGUUGAUGCUUUGGGACAUGAUAACUUUAGUUCUAAUUAAGUGAGAGUGAGGACACUUAUUGUAUAGCUUUAUUACAUCAAUACCUUGACUAAGUUCGAUAAUGAACAUUUUUUGCUGAGAGUAAGCAAAGUGAUAAGCAAUUUGAUUGAUUGAGCACAAUAGCUCUCCUUAUAAUUGAGGAGAAUGUUCAAACUUGGUGUAGGCGUUCAUUAGGUAAAUGCCUUGAUGGAGUUCGAUGAUGAACAUUGUCUGCUUACGGUAAGCAGAGAUAAGCAAUCUGAUUGGUUGAUGCUUUGGGGCACGAUAACUUUGGUUAUAAUGAAGAGAGAGCGAUGAAACUCUUAAUAUAGAUUCAUUUUAUCAUUACCAUGACUAAGUUUGAUGGUGAGAAUUUUCUGCUUAGGCUAAGGAGCGAUAAGCAAUUUGAUUGAUCUAGACUUAGGAACAUAACAACUCUUUAAACUUGAUGUAGAUGUUCAUUAGGUGAAUGUCUUGACUGAGUUCAAUGAUUAACAUUUCGAGCUGAAGCUAUAAAGCAGAGCUAAUCGAUUUCAUUUGUCGAUGCUUUGGGACAAGAUAAUCUUGAUUCUAUCUGAUAGAGAGUGAUGAAACUUAGUGUAUGGUUUAUUGCUUGAUACUUUUGAAAUAAAUAAAUGUGCGAUUAAUUAAUAUGUGUCAUCUAUUUAUUUUGGGAUUUCGGCAGGGGACAUCAGCCUCACUGUUGGCUUGUUAUAAAAAAACGUAGAAAUAUAUAUUAAGAUUCAAGGUUCUUUCUUUUCUUGUAUCUCUUUGCUGGGAUUGACAGGUGUUUCCACAUAUUGGUAAAAAUUUCAACACUGUCCUACGGACAAUAUUGUGCCAACAUAUGAAACUAAAAUAAAAAUGUCACAUACUGUUUAUAUGUAACAUUCAACAAAUUGCCUUUUUUUAGUCCACUUUGCCAUGUUUUGUUUUUUUCUCUGAAAAAUUGCAAGAAAAUGUUCCAAAGAUUUUGCGAAUUAACUUACUACUGAUUUGUCAUUAUAUUAUAACAUGUUAUUAGGGUUGGGUAUAUAUGAACUUUUUCCUGUGACAUGUGGUUUCUAUGGCCAUUUUGUACGCUGAACACAAAUCCGUCUGAAUUUUUGACCUAGGAUGACCUUUGACCCUGGAAAAUUAAAUUUAUUGAAAAUGGCAGUCAAAUUUCAUGUUUUUGGUCAAAUAUAUAAACAUACCGUCAAAUACCUAGAUAUAAAGGUUCUAUAGGUAGGAAAGAAUGUAAAACAACAUUUCAGAACAGAAUCCGUGGGAUUUCGUCGAUUGUGAACAAACUACUGAAUAAUUGUUAUUAAAAACUUGCCUAUGUGUUUGAAAUGACCUCCGGUUGAAUAAAAUCCAUUGCACAAUUGAAUAUCCCAACGAAAAAAAAGUUCUCUCUUGAAAAGUCAAUGUUUUUGCUUGCAUUUUCGACUAAGUUCAUCACAACAUUGUACAUGUCACGCGAUGAGCUAAACCACCUUAAUAUGUUGAAGGGGGCAAUGGUUGACAAAUUUUGACAAUCACGUGUGCUGCAAUCACAACAACGCGCGACCUUUCCGAUCGUUUGAGUUUGGGCAACAAAAAUGGCAACUGAAGACAAUAAAAGUAAUUUGGAAACAAUUGAUUGUCAGUCUACUAAAUUUUAUACUCAAUGAAUAUAUCACCUAUUAACGAAUAUUCGUAAAUAAUGUUUUUCACAUCAUCAUCACCCCAUAAUUGUAAAUACCCUGUAUAUUAUUCAUAUUUUAAUAAAUUAUAUUAGGCCCUACAUCCCUGUCAAUUAUAUGCAACUCUGUGGCUAACAUUUAUAAAUAAACAAACUUUAUUUCAUAAUUUUAAUUGAUAAUAUUUCAUAACGCGGGAUCUAAUCCCAAUGCUGUGUGGUUAUUAGUCCAUUUUCAAAGUUUUAUGAUUACCACAAAAACUAUGAAAAAAGGCCACCGCUUCUCAAUAAUUUUUAUAUUUAAUUCUCGUUCCGACUGUUCACGUCAAUAAUAUUCCUGAUCAAAUUACUUUUUUGGAGGUUUAUUCGACAGAUGCUGAAAUCGAAACAUUGUUGAUAAGAACAGUUCAGGAUGUCUAAACAUCGUUUAUCGUCUUUAUAAAAAUGUAUUUAAAACAAAAUAUUAUGAACAGUUUUUGCACAACGGAAAUGAUAUUCGAAGAGAAAUAGAAAGACAUGGAACUAUCUGCUGAUAAUUAAACCAAUGUGCGGUAUGAUUUGUUGUUGAUAAUAAUUUUUGGUAUUUAUAAAAAAAAAUUAAUAACAUUAUAUACCUAUUCAAUGAUUCAAUGGCCUCGAGUAUUAAUUUUGCCGAGGCAAAUGUAAAAUACAUCGGCAUUUAUGCAUUUACCCCAGCUACAGCAAAUUGCAGAGGUUAAUUGACAGGACUGCUUAAGUUCAUCAGAAAAUAUUAAAGGAAUGUCGUUCUUUUUGUUCUGCACUAGGGUGACCACCUUUGCUUGAUCAUAUUGCGGGACAUUAUCUUUUUAAAAAACAACUGAGGCAGAAUGCAUAACAAUGUUGAUGUAUAGUUACUUCACUUUUCGACAUAGCAACAAUAGAAAAUUAAACUAUGAAAUAUUCACACAAGCUUGGUUUGUAUUCGUAUGUCAUAUGAUAUUUAGGCUACAUAGCAACAAUAUAAAUUCAAGUCAUAUAAUAUUUAUAUCAGCAUGUUUUGUAUUCGUAUGCCAGCAUCAUCUUGCAUUUAAAAAAAAAAACGAACACAAUUUCUUUUAUAGAUGUAAAAAUAUCUUUCUUUCGUUUCAAACAAAAUAUAUAAAUUAUUAAUUUGUGCGACAGAACCAUUUGAAAGGGUGUGUGUAAAUAUGUAUCAUGACAUUGAAUGAAAUUUUUAAGUUACAAUCAAAUGACUGCCGAAUUAUCAUCCAUGUACAUUGAUCGUUUGUCGCUAAAAUUAAAUCAUGCUGAAGGUAGUGAAAUGUAUUGAGAUUUUAUCGCUAAUGUUUAAUCAUGCUGAAUGUUGUGGAACUUAUUGAGAUUUUAUAAUAACUGAGUAUAAAGGAUGUUAUGCUGGUUUAAGAUACAUUAUUUAAGAGCUGGGGGUUGGAUGGCCGAAUGGUUAGCACGUGCGAGUAUCAUAAAGUCUGUCAUUGAGUCAACUGGCAUGGUUUCGAUUCCCCGGUUGUACAUGACAAGGAGUAGGGUUGCCUGUCCAACCUCGUCGGUUUCUCCUCCAGUUUCCUCCCACUGCUAAAGACCCCUAUGCGGAAGCGAAUGAUUGAAAUACAAUUAAACCAUGUGUUAGUCCCAAUAUGACCUAGUUUGUGUUGAGUUGAUGUUAAACCCCAUCUCUCUCUCUCUCUCUCUCUCUCAUUUAAGAGCUAAAUUUGCCUAUUGCAGAUCUUUCCUUUGACUUCAAAUGUUUUAUAAAUAAUUUAUUUACAUACCAGGCACAUAAUCAACUCUCUAGAACUUCAGAUGGUUUUGAUUUUCAACAGAUUUAUGAUUUAAUUUAAAAUGACAAUCGAGAGUACACUGUUCUGUAAACGACGAUAACUACUCUCAGAAUGAAGUAAUUUGACUGACAUUUUCAACAUAUUCCCUUUUCAUUAUCUAUUUUUUAAAGAUACAAUAUGUAAGAUUUAGAUAAAGAGCUGACCAUUCUUGCUAUAAUAGCUCAAAAAUAGAUAAUGUAAAACGAAAAUAUUGAAAAUUUCAUUCAAAUUACUUUAUUCUAAGCCAAGUUAUCACUGUUUGUUGCUUUGACAAGAUGUGUGCAUUGUGGUAACCAGGGCACUGGUAUAUUCGAGACUAAGCAUCGCUUUCCCAUUUUAAAAUUCUAAUCUAGUUCAAAUCUCGAGGAUCCGAUGUCAUUAAGAGUUGAUUAUGGUCUUGUUUUGUUAAUUAAUGUCUAAUUAAUAGUUUAUAUAACAUUUCAGCCCCAGAAAGACCUGCAAUAGGCAGAUUUACCCCUUGGUUUGUUUAAACUAUUAUUGCGAGAACUGUCAGUUCUUUAUCUAAAUCUUACGUAAUGCAUCUUUAACUUUCCCUGAUUGAUCACCAUGUCAUGCUAUAUUAAUAAAACAAGAUACCUUUACACAAUCAUCUGUUAUACGUCAAUAGAUAUAUUUGAAUUUUAAUAAUUCAUAGAUAACAAAGCGAAAGCGAUUGUAAUUGAUACUUUAUUAAACCAAGUAUACAUAUCAAAAUAAAGGAACAAGCAAUUCGAUACAUCAGUUGUCUUCCAAAGGUUUUUUUUUUUAUAUAUAAAAUAGAAAUGCAUAGCCUUCGGUCACAGCAAAUGCCCCAAUAGUCAGCUGAUGUUUUGGGUUUAUGUGAUUCACCAUGUAACAAAUACUAGUAUUUAUUUAAUUUUAUUGUAAGAGAGGGGGGGGGGGGAAAGGGUUAACACAUGCACUUUAGAUCAUAAGUUCUAUCAUUGAGUCAAAUGGCAUGGUUUCGAUUCACCGCUUGUACGUGACAAGGAAUAGGGUCGCCAGAUUGCCAUCUAACCUCGUCCACUGGUUUCCUCCCAAAGCUAAAGCCCUCAUGUGCAAGCGAAUUAUAGUUUGUGUCGAGUGGGCGUAAAAUCCCAUUUAUCCUUUUUUUCUGUUCUCUCUCUCCCUCGAUUGUCUUGACAAUAAUUGGCUUUGGAAGUUUAUGCCAUAGAAAAGGUCUAGCAUAGGACAAAGCACGUUUUCCAAGUUGUAAGUUAACAUUUGGAGAUUUUAGAAGAUGUAUUGUCUGAGAAAGUUUUUUAAAAUAUAAUAUGUGAAUUAAUUAUAUUCAUUUAAUUUUAUUUUCUUUGAGUAUGGUGACGGUCGUGGUGUUGUCGGUUGCGCUGCUGAUAGUGGUUGUAGUUGUAGUGCAAGAGGUGGGGUGUAAAUGUUAUAUAUUAUUUAUAUUCGUUGAUUUUUGUCUUGGUGGCGGGCAAUAUUUUCCAUUUCUUAUGUUUAUUACAUUAAAAUAUAUAUUUCUCUGAGUUAAACGUAAUUGAAAUGGUGUUUAACGUCCGACUGGGCUAAUGAAGACAGGCAUACGCCAUAUUGUGUCCUAUGAGGGAAUUUGUGCCAGGGACCGGUGCUACUGCCUACUCUUAUAUCGAAUUCCAACUGCCAAGGAUUCUUUUACACCUCAUCUGAUGAGUAUACGUUGCCCAAGGCCCUCUGUCCUGCACCAGUGACAAGGGGGAACCACGCCGGUGGGUUUCGGUGGAUUUCCAGAAUGAUGUACAGGGAAAGGUCAUCAUCUGCAAGUUGGUACCAAAAGACCUUCUAAAGGAAUUUUGUGGUGGGUCUUUCAGUAUUUUGACUAGACUAAUACUAAAAUAGACUAUCACGAGAAAUAAUCCCACCCAACUCUCUAACCAAAUAAUUAAUACAGGACGGAAACAAAAUAACGGACUACGGGCAUAUUUAUGUUUGUAAAUGCCCAAACUCAGAGCUGGGUCUGAGAGCAAUAGCUUAUUCAUACACAAAAUUUGAAUUGUCGUGAAAGAGCCAAACACCCUUACGAUAGAUAAGCCUUGCUGAGACCCCCUUAUACGAAAUGAUCUGUCUCGAUAAAUGACGUAUUUAGCUUCUAUUUUUAUACGCCCACAUUGAAAUGUCGUCGUAUAUUGUCGUCGCCCCUGUCCGUCUGUUGGUCCGACCGGCGUCCACAAGCUCUAGAGGCUAAAGUUAAUAUCUGAUUGACUUUAAAUUUAUAUACAGUGUUUAAGGCCAUGAGACAAAGAAGCCUAUUGAUUUUCAGCGAUUUCCGAUAAUUACUGCCAGAGUUAUGGUCUUUGAUCACUUCAAAAAAUCUUGUGGACGCUCUAGAGGCUAAAGUUAAUAUCCGAUUGACUUUAAAUUUAUACACAGUGUUUAAGGUCAUGAGACGAAGAAGCCUAUUGAUUUUCAGCUAUUUCUGAUAAUUACUGCCAGAGUUAUGGCCCUUGAUCACUUUGAAAAAUCUUGUGGACGCUCUAGAGGCUAAUCCGAUUGACUUUAAAUUUAUACACAAUGUUUAAGGUCAUGAGACGAAGAAGAGGCUAAUCCGAUUGACUUUAAAUUUAUACACAGUGUUUAAGGUCAUGAGACGAAGAAGACUAUUGAUUUUCAAAGAUUUCCGAUAAUUACUCCCAAAGUCAUGGCCCUUGAUCACUUCAAAAAAUCUUGUGGACGCUCUAGAGGUCAAAGUUAAUAUCCGAUUAACUUUAAAUUUAUACACAGUGUUUAAGGUCAUGAGACGAAGAAGCCUAUUGAUUUUCAGCGAUUUCCGAUAAUUACUGCCAGAGUUAUGGCCCUUGAUCACUUUGAAAAAUCUUGUGGACGCUCUAGAGGCUAAAGUUAUCAUCCGAUUGACUUCAGAUUGAUACACAGACACAGAAUUUAAGAUCUUGAGACGAACAAGUAUAUUGAUUUUCAGUGAAUUUUUAUGACUUGAACUGCUAAAUCCAUGAUAUUAAAAGUUUUGUAUACUAAAUGUUAGCAUGGAGCAGAACUUUAUAAAAACCAAACAAAUUCUAAUGGUUUUCUGAAAAUUACUUCACGAGUUGUUACUCUUAAUCAGAUUUUAGUGUAUUAUAAAUGUUUCAUUACCGAAAAAAGUAAAAAUAUGUGACAACACUUGUUGACUGCCUGGGUGAUUUAGCUGCUGUGGGCGUAUGUUUCGUUGCCUGGCAACCUAUCUUUGUAUUUUUCUAUGUCCAACUUUUUGAGAAGUUCAAUUUUACAAGAGAGGACUUUUUAAUUCUCUGGAAUAUUUAGUUGUACAAUAGAUUUUAUUUAGCCGGAGGUAAUUUCAAACACACGGGUAAGUUUAUAAUAACCAAAGUCAAGUAGUUUGUUCAUAAUCGAAGAAAUCUGUUUAAAAUUUACGAUGGUUCAGACAGUAGGAUAACUUUUGACACUUGAAAAUUCAAUCUAUUCUAAUAAUGGCGACCAAAUUUCAUGUUUUUUUCAAGUUUUUGGUCAAAUAUAUCCUAAACGUACUGUGUAAUACCUCUACAUAUCGGUUUUAGAGGCAGGAAAGCACGAAAAUGUCCGAACAACUGGGAAGCAUCUAAGCUUUCAAACUAUCAAAAACUGCGAAAAAUCAUGAAAAAAAAUCUCAUAGAUUCGACUUUCAAGUCCUUGAGUGAAGAGGAGCAGCAAGAGAGGUGUAAGUAGGCCCAUAAGUCGGACGCUACAGUGGCAGCAAGAAAACUGGCUACUCUGAAAUGUUCUAAAUGGUUAGUCUUAGCGAAAAAGACGCAAUUCACAGAGAAAAAGAAUACAUGAUUACUUCCAACCAUUGAUCAGUGCAAAGAGCUUGGUGGACCACAAACAUCUAACAGACUUCCACUUCUUGACAGUCUAUCUGAAAAGGAAUUACUACAGGAAAUCGACUACCUGAGGCUUACAAUUGCACCUGGUAUUAGACUUAGACUUAGCUCCUUUAACAUUGGUUCCUUUCGAUAAUGGCAUGUAUCGGACCAUAACUUCAUAACUAUACAAUACUCUGUUAUAUAUUAAUCUGUUAAUGAGUCUAUUUCCGCCAAUGUUAAAGGAGCUAAGUCUCUAACUUAAUAUUUUCAAUAAUAUUUUCAAUUUUAAAAAUUAAAUUUGAAUUAAUAUUGAUGUUGUUACCUUGCUGUGAAACUAAAGGAUCUUAAUAUCCAAUAUUUGAGACACAAUUAACAUUUUAUAAUCAGUACACGAGUUUGUAAUUCCAUGGUUUUGGGUAUGGAAGACCAAACUAAAUACAUUUCGUCUUUAUAUUAAAAUACAAUUAAAUUAAACAAAGAUAAAAUUUACAAAUCUGACAAGUGUCUGAUUGUACGAAAAAUCACUUUUUUACCUUGAAGACACUCUUGAGGUCACAAUUAUGAUCCAAUUUAGAUAAAAUUUGAAAUGUUUGUUUAUAACCCAAAGAUCUCGGUUCCUUUUGAUAUUCGCGCAUAUCCUGGAUUAGGGCCCCUGAUUGUAUGAAAAAUCAUGUUUUUAGCUUGUGGUCCACCUAAAGGUCACAAUUUUUAUACGAUUUAAUUGAUAGGUUGUGAGACAACGAAACAUACGCCCACAGCAGCUAAGUUGUCUGGGCAGUCAACAAGAGUUGUCGCAUAUUUUUACUUUUGUCGGUAAUGAAACCUUUAUAAUCCACUAAAAUCUGAUUAAGAGUAACAACUCAUUAACUAAUUAUCAGAAAAUCAUUAGAAUUUGUUUGGUUUCUAGUUCUGCCCAUGCUAACGUUUAGCAUACAAAACGUUUAAUAUCAUGGAUUUCGCUGUUCAAGCUAUCAAAAAUCGUUGAAAACUCUGUGUAUCAAUCUAAAGUCAAUCGAAUGAACACUUUGGCCUGUAGAGCAUCCGCAAGAUUUCUUGAAGUAAUCAAGGGUCAUAACUCUGUCAGUAAUUGUCGACUCAUGACCGUAAACACUGUGUAUAAAUUUUAAAUUAAUCCGAUGAUAACUUUGGUCUCUAGAGCAUCCACAAGAUUUUUCAAAGUGAUCAAGGGCCAUAACUCUGGCAGUAAGUAUUGGAAAUCGUUGAAAAUCAAUAGGAUUCUUCGUCGCAUGACCUUAAAGGUGUAUCUUGCCUGGCAACCGCUGGUUAAUCAUUUGAGCAGAAUUUCUUGAAGAUAUUUAUCAAUAAAGAUUUGACUUGAGGGAGAUGGUUGAGGACAAAAUGAAAAAAUGUACACUGUAAUAUUUAUACCCAGUUAUUCGCCUUGCUAAAACAGAGGGGUGUUAUUGUCCAAUCGACAGUGUCUAAUUGAAUAAUCAAAACGCAAGAUUAACCCUUAAGCAUGUUACAAUAUUUAAUAAACAUCAUGUUCUGUUUUAUUGUGUUCAGCAUUUUCUUGUGAUUUAACAUUCGAUUUUAUUAAUAACUUAAAGCUGCUGAUUAAGGGAUUUUGAAUCUCUUGCAAACUUCUUUAUAGUGACUGAACAUUGAAUCUUUGAAAGGAAUAUCAUUUAGGUUUUUGGUUCAGUAUUUACAAAGACAUUCAAUAUCAUCUUUGCAGAGGGCAUAGAGUGAAAACAGAAGGGGGAAAGCUUUAGUAGAUCCAUUUUUGAACUAUAAUUAGGUAGAAGAAUAAUAUUGGAUCUGUAACAUAAUUUAACCAAAACAAAUGUAUAAUACAUUAGAAGCAUCCUUUUGUAUUCAUUUUUGUAUCAUAAUGUAACUUGUUUAUAAACAAAUGUACCGGUAAGUAUGUACUAUUAAUCUAUCUAUAAACGCUUUAAAAUGCUUUUUAUGCAAAAAAAAAAUUUUGUUAGUUUUUUUUUUAGAUCAUUUCUAUAUAUAUGUA